This is a messenger RNA of Ruditapes philippinarum (Manila clam), 1785 nucleotides long. Its product is annotated as SUMO-activating enzyme subunit 1-like. Gene Ontology annotation, biological process: protein sumoylation. Gene Ontology annotation, cellular component: cytoplasm; SUMO activating enzyme complex. NCBI's taxonomy places the organism in Eukaryota, Metazoa, Mollusca, Bivalvia, Venerida, Veneridae. The transcript is spliced from 9 exons. Bases 90 to 1121 code for a protein of 343 amino acids. The record is from RefSeq and is a predicted model, not a curated record. Gene Ontology annotation, molecular function: SUMO activating enzyme activity.
CGAAUAAAGCUUGUGAAGAAUCAUAUACGCCAUUGUCUAACAAGGUACCGGCAAAUUGCAAGUAGUCAAUAAAACCUAUCUUAACUAUUAUGGUUGAACAAACUGAAAUAACUGAAGAUGAAGCAGCGUUGUACGACAGACAAAUUCGGCUGUGGGGUUUAGACGCGCAAAGACGAUUAAGAGCUGCCAGGGUUCUGCUUAUUGGUGUGCGAGGUCUUGGUGCUGAAGUUGCUAAAAAUAUAGUUCUUGCUGGAGUGAAGUCUUUGACUUUACUUGAUCAUACCAAUGUAACUGAAGAAGAUGCUUGUUCCAACUUUCUUGUGGCAAGAACAGAUGUUGGUAAAAAUAGAGCAGAAUGUUCCCGAGAUCGUACACAACUUCUCAACCCAAUGGUAGAUGUGACAGCUGACCCACAAGAUGUUGAUAACAAACCAGAUGAUUUCUAUAAGAAUUUUGAUGUAAUCUGUGCACUAUGCUGUAAACCUACACAAUUAUAUAAGAUAAAUACAAUAUGCAGUGAGAACAAGAUAAAGUUUUACUGUGGUGAUGUGAUGGGUUACUAUGGAUACAUGUUCUCUGAUCUUGGAUUUCACGAAUAUGCUGAGGAAGUACAGAGAAAGGUGACAGCAUCAACAUCAUCCCAGGGUGAUGGGGAACCAGCCACAAAGAAAGCUAAAACUGAUGAAAUGGAAACAGUUACUGUCAAAAAUUCAGCACAGUUUACAAGAUUUAAGGAUGCUAUGACUGUAGACUGGAAAUCGUCUGACAAUGUGAAGAAAGUUAAAAGGACACCAUCUGCUUAUUUUAUUAUGAAAGUGCUGUUACAGUUUAUGGAGAACGAAGGGAGGCGUCCAGCUGUAAGUUCAGUGUCAGAAGACAAAAAACUAUUAUCUACUCUGAAAUCUGAAGUUCUGGAGCAAAUAGGUGUGAAUUCUGACCUCAUUGAUGAUGAAUUUACUAGUAAAUGUUUUGCUGAGUUGAGUCCAGUUUGUGCAAUAGUUGGUGGAGUACUUGGUCAGGAAAUAAUCAAGGCUGUGUCUCAUAAAGAUGCCCCACAUAAUAACUUUUUCUUCUACAAUGGUGUUGAGGGUAGUGGACUUGUUGACAAGAUUGGCAGCUAGAUAAACAUGAUGACUUCACAACUAAUUAGUUCCCUGUAGCAAGAAUUACUAUACUGAUCUGAUAUCUGACUGAAUUAGUCUGACUGUAAUACUGAUAUGGCAUUAUUACCUAUAAGCUACUAGUUAUUUCAAAUCUAUGUCUGGUUUAAUAAGUGAUUACUGGUACAAAAUAUCCAUGAUGUAUCGUUCUGUUAUACAAAAAUAUUUAGUUACAGCAUUGAUAGAACACACCUAGAGGUGUAAACAGGUAGCAACCACACCUAUAGAGGUAAUCAGGUGGCAACCACACCUAGAGGUAAACAGGUGGCAACCACACCUAUAGAGGUAAUCAGGUGGCAACCACACCUAGAGGUAAACAGGUGGCAACCACAUCUAUAGAGGUAAACAGGUGGCAACCACACCUAUAGAGGUAAACAGGUGGCAACCACACCUAUAGAGGUAAACAGGUGGCAACCACACCUAUAGAGGUAAACAGGUGGCAACCACACCUAUAGAGGUAAACAGGUGGCAGGUUGUUGCUAUUAUUGAGAACAUUGUGUAUAUUUUUUAUGCUGUGUAUUCAUGUUAUGUCAGUCUCAUGUACAAAUUGAAAAUCUGAACAGUUUUUGUUGUCAUUUUGAAUCUGUAUAGGUAAUAAAGUAAUACCAUUUAUAUAUUUACUCAA